AUGCCGCCCAGUCGUUCCGCCGCCACCCCAGAGCGCGGGUCUGCGCCGCUGCUCGUGACGGUCAUGAAGGACAACGCAGAGCUUAAGGCGGCGCUGGUGUGCAAGACGACGGAAGUACGCGCGGCGGAGAAGGCUUUGGAAAUACUGGCCGCAGAAGCGGAGGGGCUGGAAACGAUGAGGGAUGAGCUGGCGACGGCGCAGAGAGAGCUGCAGGCGGUGACACAGAGGCUUCAUGCAGCGCAGGAUGAAAUCGACCUCCUGCGGGCAACGAUGAGGCAGCGGGAUGAUGCUCUUGAUGAUCUGGAGCACGAAACUAGGAUGUUGCGCGAUGAGAAUUGGCACUUGAGAAGUGCUCGGGAAGAGGAGCGAUACAAAAGCACUCACCAACUGCGCACCAGCGGCCACACCCAUAUCCCAGAACCUCUCCCGUCUUACACACCCAUGCUCCUUCAAGCUACACGGAUAUGGACUCCAGCCGGUGUGAAGCCGAUGGAAGCCACUCAGGCGGCACGCACGAUCGUGAUCUCCGUCAAGACAGGUUUUCCCCCCGCGAACACAAUCGGAAAGUUCGAUGGGCCGGCCGACAAUGUAGACCUUUCGCAAGCUCCCCACCGCAUCCGUCCCUUGCUAUUCAUCCCGGGCCGCAUCUUGUGGUCAAGAGCCAGGGGAGGCCACGCAAUCGCUUACGCGCCAACCCACGAAUUUGUGAACGGCAUCUGGCGCCCGCACUCGCACCUGACAUCUCUCGCGUCCCCUUCUCUGGAGGUUGAUUUGCUCUGCCAUCAACAGGAUCGCCUUUAUUACAUGGGCGUAUACCGUGUGCUCAGCCUCCGCAGCGUCCCGGGUUGCGUUGCCGUGGGCGACAUCCCGCCCGACAUCUCUCGCUUUGCUGUCUUUCGCGCCAUGCGGGUCCGCCAACAUGACCUUGAGGACACGCUCAAGCUGGCUCAGAACCCGAAGUUCGCCGCUACCACCGGCCCAGGCCGGCCGACGGUCGAGAGUUUCGGCCUGCAGCUUCUGGGGUAUGAUGACGGAGUGCGGGAUAUGCUAAGCGUGUACUUCCGCGGCGUCGGCGCAUGUGAGCCGGCGAUAAAGGCGACGCCGAUGGCGCAGACACAGUUCAAGGUUUGGAGUGGCCCGAAGAGGAAGUGGGAUCCCUCGGACAGUCAGAGGGACACUGAUGCCGCCGCGCCGGAUCGGAAGAAGGGAAAUUGGACUCGCAGCGAGGGCACGUAG
This is a messenger RNA of Mycena indigotica, 1236 nucleotides long. RefSeq lists its product as uncharacterized. Bases 1 to 1236 code for a protein of 411 amino acids. NCBI's taxonomy places the organism in Eukaryota, Fungi, Basidiomycota, Agaricomycetes, Agaricales, Mycenaceae. The transcript has 8 exons. The record is from RefSeq and is a predicted model, not a curated record.